AUGGUGGAGGAGCAUGACGAUGACGAUUAUGGCGGCCAUGACGACGGUGAUUACGUCCGCAUGGGCAGCCACAGAAAGAAUGAACAUCAUUUCCCGCAUCAAAUGAAUCAAUACUUGUCGAUAUCACUUCUUCUUCUCCGAUGUUUGGAUCAAGCGGUUCAUACUUAUUUUCUUCGAAAACAAGUAAAUCCCAAUCCCAACUUCCAUUUUCUACAAAACCCUAAUCGAUCACCACAUCUUCUCGACAACAAGAAACCUAACUGCUCCGCAACCUCUCCCAUGGCUACAAAACAAGAAUCCCAAAUGACAGACGAAGCUCCAACUGGUAUUAUUUUCUCUAAACCUACCUACUCUACGAAGAAGAACGACUAUCGUAUCCUCGAUGAUCUCAGAAAUGGAGCCAUGGCCGUCGUCUACAGAGCCUUAUGCAUUCCCAAGAACGAGCACGUGGCCAUCAAGAUCAUCGAUGGCGAUUUCAUCGAGAAGAACCUUGACGUCCUCCCCGUGGCCAGCGGCAACAUUCUGAUUCCCGAUCAUCCCAACUUCCUCAAACAUCACUGCAACAUCACCGUCGGGAACAAGCUUUGGAUCGAAAUCAUUGCUCCAAUACUUUACGGAGUUUUGCCGGCAAUGCAACUGUACAUUGCGAAGGAUUUGUUCAUAAGGGCAUCAAGCCUGGGAACAUUUUUCUGGACGAGAAGGGGAAUCAAGGCGAGGGGUAAGGGGUCCCCUUGCCUGGAUCCGGGGGCGCGGAGUGGCCCCCAGACAACGGAAUUGCUGUGUGAUGUUUCCGGUACUUUGUCGACGUUGUUUCCGGUGAUCUCUCCGCCUUAUUGGGUGGCGCCGGUGGCAGUCAGGGGUAAAUUCAGCGAUAAAGCCGAUGUUUAUUCUUUCGGCAUUGUAGCUAUGGAAGUGUUCUUGGGACGGCCUCCGGUGUUGGUGUUUCCGGAGUCGAAUUACUUGGGCAAGAAAAUUGCGAAGCGUUUUCAAUACUCUGAUCAUUUUAGGAAUUCGAAAGCAAGUAUGAAGAAGUGUCCCGACGAACUUUGGGACCUUAUUAACGACUGCCUUUGCCGGGAUCCCAUGGAAAGGCCCAAUUCUACGACGUUGCUGUCGCAUCCAUUCUUUGAAAUGAAGGGCAGUGGGAUUGAGUAUUUGGCCAAGAAUUUGAACGAGGGAUUGCCCGAUGUUAAAGAAAGGUUUAGGAUGAUGAAACCGUUCCCUUUCUCGUCGAAUUCUGGUGACGAAAGUUCGAUGCAGAGGCCGAUUUUGGGGUGGAAAUUGAGCUCGGAAAGGUGUGAAUUGGAUCCUAUUUUCUCUGCAGAGAGUGUGUUAAUGGAGACGACGAUGAUGGGGUUGCGGGGAAGUGUGAAUGUGGGAAAUGUGACUUUUGUUAAUAUCGGCGAGAAAAUUGCAAAAAUUAUCCAACGGACAAUGGAAAGCGAAACUGAAAGAGCGGUGGCGGAACUGGUGAAGGAAAUGAAGAUUGAGGAAUUAAUGGAGACUGAGGAGACGGAAGCAGUGGAGGAAUUUGCAAUGGAGUUGCAGAAGGAGGAUGAGAAAGGGAAGAAGAAGAAUUAG
Andrographis paniculata is the source of this 1581-nucleotide messenger RNA. Its product is annotated as serine/threonine-protein kinase BLUS1-like. The record is from RefSeq and is a predicted model, not a curated record. NCBI's taxonomy places the organism in Eukaryota, Viridiplantae, Streptophyta, Magnoliopsida, Lamiales, Acanthaceae. Gene Ontology annotation, molecular function: protein serine/threonine kinase activator activity; ATP binding; protein kinase activity. The transcript is spliced from 6 exons. The coding region runs from base 1 to 1581 and encodes 526 amino acids. Gene Ontology annotation, biological process: protein phosphorylation.